Erigeron canadensis is the source of this 1322-nucleotide messenger RNA. RefSeq names its product trans-resveratrol di-O-methyltransferase-like. The record is from RefSeq and is a predicted model, not a curated record. NCBI's taxonomy places the organism in Eukaryota, Viridiplantae, Streptophyta, Magnoliopsida, Asterales, Asteraceae. Gene Ontology annotation, biological process: methylation. Bases 29 to 1132 code for a protein of 367 amino acids. Gene Ontology annotation, molecular function: O-methyltransferase activity; S-adenosylmethionine-dependent methyltransferase activity; protein dimerization activity. The transcript is spliced from 3 exons.
GUAUCUAUUAUUAUUAGUAGAAAGAAAGAUGGCAUUGCAAAAUGAUGAGCAAUAUUGUAGAGAUUUGCUUCAUUCUCAAGCUCACAUAUGGAGCCACAUCUUCAGCUUUAUAAAGCCCAUGUCACUCAAAUGUGCCAUUCAGUUACAAAUACCGGAUAUUAUCAAUGACCAUGGUGCACCAAUGUUGCUUUCCGAGUUAGUAGACGCGCUUUCUAUUAACAAAGAGAGAGCCCCUUUUGUGCAUAGACUUAUGCGUAUCCUUGUCCACUUAGGUUUCUUUGUCAAACAAAACAUAGGCAAAACUCGAAAUGAUGAAGAGGGAUACAAUGAGGAAAGUGAAGGCUAUUUGCUAGCUCCUGCUUCUCGGUAUCUUCUAAAGGGGGAGCCGUUGAGCUUGAGACCCUUUUUGCUAGCCAUGUUGGAUCCAAUACUAGUGGAUCCAUGGCAAGACAUGAGCAAAUGGUUCAAAAAUGACGAUCUCAACCCUUGUCACACAACUCACGGGAGGACGCUUUGGGAACUUGCAGGCCAUGAGCCGGCCGGUCUCAACCAUUUCUUUAAUGAAGCAAUGGCCAGUGAUUCAAGGCUUGUUACAACUAUCAUUCUUAAACAUUGCACAAGUGUUUUUAAAGGGUUAAAUUCAAUUGUUGAUGUUGGUAGUGGUACUGGGACCGUUGUCAAAGCCUUUGUUGAAGCUUUCCCAAAUAUUAGUUGCAUUGGUUUUGAUCUUCCUCAUGUUAUUAAGGGUUUGGUAGGAAGUAAGAAUUUGAGUUAUGUUAGUGGAGACAUGUUUCAAGCCAUUCCCAAAGCCGAUGCAGUUUUGCUAAAGUGGAUAUUACAUGAUUGGAGUGACCAAGAGUGCAUAAAGAUAUUGAAGCAAUGCAGAGAGGCGAUUUCAAGCAAGGAAAAUGGAGGAAAACUAAUCAUCAUAGAUAUGGUGGUAAAGGAUAACCCGGAGGACAACCAAUCCUUCGAGAAUCAACUUUUCUUUGAUAUGCUUAUGAUGACUGUUGUAACGGGAAAAGAAAGGACCGAAAAGGAGUGGGCACAACUCUUCCUUGAUGCUAGUUUUAGCCAUUAUAAAAUAUUUCCGGUUUUGGGGUCAAGAUCUCUUAUUGAAGUUUAUCCCUAGCUAAUUAAGUUGCAUUGGUUUCUAUGUGAAACAUUCAUUUGAAAACAAAAUUUUAUGUGAAAAUUAAAAAAUUGGUUAAAACACACAGUGAUCUGAAUGUAACACAAUGUCUUUCUAUUGUGUUUUCUAAAAAAACAAUGUCACAAUGUGUUUUUAUUGUGUUUUUGAUAGCACGUGAAAAUCAAAAAAU